AUGACGAAGAAUCGUUGCUCCGGUUUGAGGCCUCUGAUCUCUACCAUUCCCAUUGAUGCUCGGCAGUCACUGGGACUCUUCCUGGUUAUCCUGUUGCUGCCUUGUGCCAUGGAGAUCAUGCAGCUCUGGUUCUACAGGACCACCCCACUCCAGGAGAUCACAGAAGAAACAGCCAUGGGACAGAUUGUCACCACCCCCUUGAGCCUCACAUUUGCCUCCUCCCUUUACCCUGUUCUCCCACGAAAGGAUCCCCCUAAGACCCCUGUCCUUCCCCCUGACCCCAAUACACCUCUUAUUGACCUCCUGACAGAGGACCCAUUGCCAUGCCCGGGGAAUCGGGGACCAGGGGAACAGGCAGCCCCCGCAGCGGCACCAGAACCACCGGCGGCCCCCGCACAUCCUCUACAGGGACAGCGGGAGGAUGAGGCUCAGGCUCCCUCCCCAAUUGCGGAUGAGGCUCCGGCUCCCUCCCCAAUUGCCGGUCGCCUCCGAGGAAAGCGCAACGAACCAGCCAAAGAAUCCAGAGCCUUCCCCCUCCGAGAGGGCCCCAAUCACCAGCUCCAAUACUGGCCAUUUUCGGCCUCUGAUCUUUACAGCUGGAAGCAGCAUAAUCCUCCUUUCUCUAAGGACCCUGUUGCCUUGACUAACCUGAUUGAGUCCAUUUUAAUGACCCACCAGCCUACGUGGGAGGAUUGUCAGCAGUUAUUGCAGACCCUCCUGACGGUGGAGGAGAAGCAGCGAGUCUUCUUGGAGGCUCGGAAGCAGGUUCCUGGAGACGAUGGAAGACCCACCCAAUUGCCUAAUAUCAUUGAUGCAGCCUUUCCCCUCACCCGCCCGAACUGGGACUUCGUGACCCCAGAAGGUAGGGAGCACCUACGUCUCUAUCGCCAGUUGCUCUUAGAGGGUCUCCGGGGGGCUACUAGACGCCCUAUCAAUUUGGCUCAGGUUAGAAAUGUGAUCCAGGGAAAGGAUGAGACGCCGGCAGCAUUCUUGGAAAGACUCAAAGAGGCCUAUAGGAUGUAUGCCCCGUAUGAUCCAGAAGAUCCAGGACAGGCGCCAGGCGUCAUCUUGUCUUUCAUCUAUCAGUCAAGUCCAGAUAUAAGGGCCAAAUUACAGAGACUAGAGGGAUUGCAUUCGUUCAGUUUGUCAGAUUUAUUGAAAGAAGCAGAGAAAGUGUUUAAUAAAAGAGAAACUCCCGAAGAGUGGGAGGAGAGGAUGUGGUAGAAACAGGAAGAAAGGGAUAGGAAACGUCAUAGAGAAAUAAAUAAAGUCCUGGCUGCUGUAAUAUCUCAGGGACAGGGCAGAGAGGGAGUUAGGAUGGGAGAUCAAAGAAGGAUACCGCUUGACAAAGACCAGUGUGCUUACUGCAAAGAGAAGGGACAUUGGGCUCGUGACUGCCCAAGGAAACCUCAAGGGUCUCGGAGAAUUAAGCCAAGGGCCACGGACCUCCUCAAUCUGGAGGAUUAGGGAAGUCAAGGCCAGGAGCCCCCCCCCCCGAGCCUAGGAUAACUCUCAAGAUUGGGGGGCAGCCAGUAACCUUCUUGGUGGACACCGGGGCUCAACAUUCAGUCCUGACUCAUACCGGAGGCUCUCUCAGUGACCGCACAGUUUUGGUCCAGGGGGCCACGGGUA
Molecule: messenger RNA, 1632 nt
Organism: Peromyscus eremicus (cactus mouse)
Lineage: Eukaryota; Metazoa; Chordata; Mammalia; Rodentia; Cricetidae
Exons: 2
Coding region: 1-1224 (407 amino acids)
Biological process (GO): virion assembly
Source: RefSeq, a predicted model, not a curated record